AUGUUGUCGACGCUCCGAAUCGCGGGCAGGCAAGCCGCCGCGCGCCCCCUCGUCUUCACUGCCGCUGCCACCCGUGCUGCCUCGACCUGGAGCUCCGUGCCCCAAGGCCCUCCCGACGCCAUCCUCGGCAUCACCGAGGCCUUCAAGGCCGACAAGUUCGACCGCAAAAUCAACCUCGGCGUCGGUGCUUACCGCGACGACCAGGGCAAGCCUUUUGUCCUGCCCUCUGUCCGCCAGGCCGAGCGCCAGGUCGUCGACGCCAAGCCAAACAAGGAGUACGCCGGCAUUACCGGUGUCGCAGAGUUCCCUGCCCUCGCCGCAAAGCUCGCCUACGCCGCCGACUCGCCGGCCCUCGACCGUGUCGCCAUCACUCAGUCCAUCUCCGGUACUGGUGCCCUGCGCAUUGGCGCCGCUUUCCUCGAGCGCUUCUACCCGGGCGACAAGAAGAUUUACAUUCCCUCGCCCUCAUGGGCCAACCACAAAGCCGUCUUCACCGACGCCGGCCUCGCCGUCCAGCAGUACCGCUACUACGACAAGAACACCAUCGGCCUCGACUUCGAGGGCAUGAUAGCUGACAUCGAGGCCGCCCCUCAAGGCAGCGUCUUCCUCUUCCACGCCUGUGCUCACAACCCCACGGGCGUCGACCCCACCCCCGAGCAGUGGAAGGAAAUCUCGCGCCUCGUCAAGAAGCAGGGUCACUUUGCUUUCUUCGACAUGGCCUACCAGGGCUUCGCCAGCGGCGAUACCGACAAGGACGCCUUUGCUGUCCGCCACUUCGUUGCGCAGGGCCACCAAGUUGCCCUCUGUCAGUCGUUUGCCAAGAACAUGGGUCUCUAUGGCGAGCGCGUGGGUGCCUUCUCCCUCGUCUGUGCUGAUGCUGCCGAGAAGAAGCGAAUCGAGUCGCAGCUCAAGAUCCUCAUCCGCCCCAUGUACUCGAACCCUCCCAUCCACGGCGCCCGCAUCGCCACCGAGAUCCUGGGCGAUCCUAAGCUCUACCAGCAGUGGCUCGGCGAGGUCAAGAGCAUGGCUGACCGCAUCAUCACCAUGCGAGCCCUCCUCAAGAGCAACCUUGAGAAGCUCGGCUCCAAGCAUGACUGGUCCCACAUCACGAGCCAGAUUGGCAUGUUCGCCUACACAGGCCUGACGCCUGCGGAGAUGGAAAGGCUCGCCAAGGAAUACUCUGUCUAUGCUACCAAGGACGGCCGCAUCUCCGUCGCCGGCAUCACCUCGGACAACGUCGGUCGGCUGGCAGAGGCCAUUUUCAAGGUCAAGGGCUAA
Messenger RNA from Hirsutella rhossiliensis, 1278 nucleotides. RefSeq names its product aminotransferase class I and II domain-containing protein. Gene Ontology annotation, cellular component: mitochondrion. Bases 1 to 1278 code for a protein of 425 amino acids. The transcript has 6 exons. The record is from RefSeq and is a predicted model, not a curated record. Gene Ontology annotation, molecular function: L-aspartate:2-oxoglutarate transaminase activity; pyridoxal phosphate binding. Gene Ontology annotation, biological process: biosynthetic process; L-aspartate catabolic process. NCBI's taxonomy places the organism in Eukaryota, Fungi, Ascomycota, Sordariomycetes, Hypocreales, Ophiocordycipitaceae.